Messenger RNA from Prunus armeniaca (apricot), 2679 nucleotides. The record is from the annotation of a GenBank genome assembly. NCBI's taxonomy places the organism in Eukaryota, Viridiplantae, Streptophyta, Magnoliopsida, Rosales, Rosaceae.
AUGGCCAAGAAAAGAGACCGCCGAGUCGCGCCGAGUUCGAACCGCGGAAAAGACCGAGUUGAAUCGUCGGAUCAAUCCUCAGACCCAAAGCUCACAAUCACCUUGGUCCUCUCCUUCUGCGUAGCUGCAGCAGCCGCUGUGCUCGCGUACCGCAUCAAAUGUGCUCAUCCGAUCACGAACCGUGCGCAGUCUUACGUGCACCAGCGAGGCCUCGUUAAGAUUGAUGUGAAUUACCAAGAAAUCCUCACUGCAAGUACCCCACUGGAAAAUGUGAAGGUCUCAGAAAAUACGACUGGCAGGCACUAUAAGUACCCUGUAUUGGCCUACAUCACUCCAUGGAAUUCCAAGGGCUAUGAUAUGGCAAAAAGGUUCAACUCGAAGUUUACACAUUUAUCUCCCGUAUGGUAUGAUCUAAAGAGUCAAGGGACAGGCUUAAUUCUGGAAGGUAGGCAUAAUGCUGAUAUGGGAUGGAUCUCAGAGCUUAGAAUGGCAGGAGAUGCUUGGGUAUUGCCUAGAGUUGUUCUGGAAGCAUUUCCAGCUGAGCUGCUGACAACGAAGAAGCGGAGGAGUAAAGCUAUUACUCUUCUAGUAAGCGAGUGCAAGGAAAUGGGAUAUGAUGGUGUCGUGCUGGAAUCUUGGUCUAGGUGGGCAGCUUACAGGAUUUUGCAUGAUCCAAGCAUGAGGAAUUUGGCAUUGCAGUUUAUAAAAGAGCUUGGAAAUGCACUGCAUGCUGUGAGCUUAGAGAGGAAUGAUAAGCAACGGUUGCAGUUGGUUUAUGUUAUAGGUCCACCACAUUCAGAGAAGCUCCAAGAGCACGAUUUUGGACCUAAAGAUCUUCGGAACUUGGGUGAUGCUGUGGAUGGAUUUUCACUGAUGAUGUAUGACUUCUCGGGGCCUCAAAAUCCAGGUCCCAAUGCACCUCUAAAGUGGAUUCAUUCAACCCUGCAGCUGCUCCUUGGUACCGAUAAAAACAGUGCUCUGGCCCACAAGAUAUUUCUUGGCAUCAAUUUCUAUGGGAAUGAUUUUGCCCUCUCGGGAGGUCCAGGUGGUGGUGCUGUCACUGGAAGGGAUUACCUGUCCUUGUUGGAGAAGCACAGGCCUGCAUUGCGAUGGGAAAAGAAGAGUGCAGAACAUUUGUUCUUUUACUCUGAUGAUGAAUAUAACAACCACGCUGUGUUCUAUCCAUCCCUGAUGUCAAUUUCCAUGCGGCUAGAGGAAGCCCAUAAAUGGGGAUGUGGAAUCUCGAUAUGGGAAAUUGGGCAAGGCUUUUCCAUCAGUUUUCUGAGACCCCCAAAGAGUGUUUCUCUGCUUCUUACAUAUAAUUAUGCCAUGGAGGCCCUCAAUGCAGCAAGCUUGACCCCCCUAUCUGUUCUUGGUGACAGAAAAAAAGAACCCAGAAAAUUUCCAUCACUGCCCACCAUUUCCCUACCCAAAUUCUCAAAUUCCACAAGUCUUAGCACCACCCCACAAGCUUCACAGGAGUCUUCAUCUAGGAGCUUUCAUGGUGGCCUGUUGCUUUUAUCUUCUGUUUUCAAUACCGGGUUUGCCAAAGCUUUGACAUAUGAAGAAGCAUUGGGGCAAUCUGUGAGUACCUUUACAGGUGGAGACUUGGAAGCAAGUGGGAUUCUUGAUAAUGUUACUGCUUUUGUGACUGAGAACCCUGCAGUUAUAGCUGGUGGUUUUGCCAUUUUGGCUGUUCCCUUGGUUUUGUCUCAGGUUCUGAAGCCUCCCAAGCCAUGGGGUGUUGAUACUGCAAGAAGUGCUUAUGCAAAAUUGGGUGAUGAUGCCAAUGCUCAGUUGCUUGAUAUCAGAUCACCAGCUGAGUUUAGGCAAGUUGGUACACCGGAUGUCCGGGGUCUGGGGAAGAAGGCGGUGCCAAUUGUUUACAAAGGUGAAGAUAAGCCUGCUUUCUUAAAGAAGCUCUCUUUGAAGUUCAAGGAACCAGAAAAUACCACAUUGUUCGUCCUAGAUAAAUUUGAUGGGAACUCCGAACUGGUUGCAGAGUUAGUCACUGUAAAUGGGUUCAAAGCUGCGUAUGCCAUAAAAGAUGGCGCAGAAGGACCCCGGGGAUGGGUGAAUAGCGGUCUUCCUUGGACACCACCAACAAAAUUACUGUCUCUUGAUUUUGGCAAUUUAGCGGAUGCUAUUGGUGAUGCCGUUGGAGAGGGAUCAGGUGCCUUGUCUGUUUCCCUUGGGAUUGCUGCAGCAACUGGAUUGGGUUUAUUGGCUUAUACUGAGUUAGAAACAAUCCUCCAAGUCUUAGGCUCAGCUGCACUAGUUCAGUUUGCGAGCAAGAAACUCCUUUUUGCUGAGGAUCGAACAACAACUCUACAAGAAGUUGAUAAGUUCUUAACCACCAAGGUUGCCCCUAAGGAGCUUGUUGAUGACAUAAAGCAAAUUGGCACAGCUCUUCUGCCAGUGUCUGUGACUAGCAAAGGUCUUCCUGCACCUGCAGAAGCAACCCCAGAGCCUACUGCUGCUAAUGAUACUGUACAGAAAGCAGAAGCUGCUGUGGAGCCUAAAGUAGAAGCAGCUGCAGAAGCUGCUCCUGAAAUAAAUUCAGUACCCAAACCAGAAGUUAAAGCAGAAUCACUUCCUGGGAUUUCGAAACCACUUUCUCCAUUCCCUUAUUAUCCCGAUUUCAAGCCUCCAGCUUCUCCCCGCCCAUCCCAGCCCUAG